Lachancea meyersii CBS 8951 is the source of this 1470-nucleotide messenger RNA. NCBI's taxonomy places the organism in Eukaryota, Fungi, Ascomycota, Saccharomycetes, Saccharomycetales, Saccharomycetaceae. The record is from the annotation of a GenBank genome assembly.
AUGUCGAAAACAGCAUUGAUCGAAGACACACAGACUCUCAAGGCUGGAAAGGAGAAGAAAAGCGAUGCCAUUGAGUGCACGCGAGCUUUUGAAAAGGAAGACGGACUUUACGCUGCUGAUGAAUUCUUGGACCCUCCUCCGGAUGGUGGUUACGGUUGGGUAUGCUGUACUAGCGUCGCGCUCAUGAAUUUCGCAACUUGGGGCCCUAACACUUGUUAUGGUAUCUUCUUGUCGUACUUUUUAUCGUCAGAUUAUUUUCCGGGAGCCACUCCCACGGAUUUCGCUAUCAUCGGCAGUAUCGUGAUAGGGCUCACUCUGCUUCUGCUACCGUGGGCAGCGGCGUGUAUGAGUCUUUUCGGGUACAAGCCAACACUGACAUUUGCAGUCGUGCUGGAAGCUGUUGCGUUCAUUUCCAGCUCUUUUGCGCAAUCCAUAGGUGCUCUUUAUGUCACUUACGGUGUGCUGUUAGGAAUAUCGUUUGGCUUCAUCUUCGGCUCCAAUACCAUUGUUAUCCCCAGUUGGUUUUUGAAAAAAAGAGCACUCGCCAACGGUUUCGGCCAGCUUGGUAUUGGUCUCGGUGGUCUAGUCUUUUCUUUCGCGGUACAUGCAAUGAUCGAUCACACUGGCGACCACAGGUGGGCAAUGCGUAUGUUGGCAAUUGUCACCUUCUCUAUCAAUAUUAUAUCGCUGUGCUUUGUGCAAGUGCGCAAACCCCUCAAUGGUGAAGAGGAAAAGAAAGGCCCUGUGGAGAUUUUAAAAAAGUCCUUCGAUAAAUCCGUUCUCAAGGACGUCUCGCUUCACUAUUGUGCAAGUUGGUCGUCAUUUACCACCAUAGGAUACGUCAUUUUAUUGUUUUCCAUCUCAAACUAUGCUCUAUCGAUGGGAAUGACCGCUCAACAAGCAACCGUUGCUCUCGCAAUAUUCAACGGUUCUCAAGCAAUAGGAAGACCUUUUAUGGGAUGGUUUUCAGAAAGUGUUGGAAGGUGCAAUGCAACGAUUAUUCUUAUGGUCUAUGAUUUGAUUUUAAUUUUACCAUUUUGGUUCAAUAUCACCAAGUUUAAUGAGCUCGUUCCGUUCUGUAUUUUGCUUGGAUUUGGCGCAGGCGUGGGAUCGGUAAAUGUCGUACCAUUGGUUUCUGAUGUAGUCGGAAUACAGAGAUUUGCAGCCGGAAUAGGGUACGUGUUUUUUGGAAACGGUGCAGUAUCGAUCUUUGCCGAAAUCGCUGGACUGAAACUAAGAAACUUCUCUUCUCGAAAACCUUAUCUGCGAUGUCAGAUUUUUGUCGCCUGCAUGUAUUUUUGCGGUCUCAUAUCUCUGUUUCCGUACCGCGAGUGGAAGAUGCGGCGUGUUCUCAAUGCUCGCAUCAACAACGUCGAUGAUAACGAUGAACUGCAAGGAAUUUAUCAGAAGCUAUUGCACCCGACGUGGUACAAUUAUUUCAAGCGUAUGUUCUACAGCUCCAAGAUUUGA